Messenger RNA from Gekko japonicus, 1780 nucleotides. RefSeq names its product calreticulin-like. Gene Ontology annotation, molecular function: calcium ion binding. Gene Ontology annotation, cellular component: endoplasmic reticulum; endoplasmic reticulum membrane. Gene Ontology annotation, biological process: protein folding. The transcript has 10 exons. The record is from RefSeq and is a predicted model, not a curated record. NCBI's taxonomy places the organism in Eukaryota, Metazoa, Chordata, Lepidosauria, Squamata, Gekkonidae. The coding region runs from base 1 to 1209 and encodes 402 amino acids.
AUGAGGGCACUACUUGGUACAGUAGCUGGCAGCGGUGCCAGGUCUUCUACCCAGUUAGAGGAGCCUCAGCAUACAAUAAUAAAAGAGUAUUUUAGAGAAGAGUUUGAUGAUGAGGAUGAAUGGGAGAAACGGUGGGUUCAGUCUAAACACAGAACUGAUUAUGGUAAAUUUCGAAUAUCUGCAGGAAGAUUCUAUGGUGAUAGAGAAAAAGAUAAAGGCCUGCAGACAACUGAAGACACAAAAUACUAUUCAGUGUCAGCAAGGUUUCGACCAUUCAACAACGAAGGUCAAACCUUAGUUAUUCAAUAUACAGUAAAAUAUGACCAACACGUUGACUGUGGUGGUGCCUAUAUUAAACUUUUUCCUGAAGAUGUGAAUCAAGAGACAUUGAAUGAAGAUACCAGGUAUUACAUUAUGUUUGGCCCUGAUAUAUGUGGAGAGGACAAAAAGAUUGUGCAAGUUAUUUUUAACUAUAAAGAUGACUACUAUAUGAUCAAUAAGGACAUCAAAUGUGAGACGGAUGAUUUUACCCAUCUGUACACUCUGAUAGUUCGUCCAGACCUUACUUAUGAAGUGAAGAUUGAUAAUUAUGUUGCUGAAGCUGGCCAUCUAGAAGAACACUGGGAUUUCCUUCCUCCCAAAAAAAUAAUUGAUCCUGAUGCACAAAAACCUGACUACUGGGACGAAAGAGAAACUAUUGAAGAUCCCAUGGACAAGAAACCAGAUGACUGGGACCAGCCAGAAAGAAUUCCUGAUGCAAAUUUUGAAAAACCUGGUGACUGGGAUGAAGAGAUGGAUGGAGAGUGGGCACCUCCAUUGAUUCCAAACCCUGCAUAUAAGGGAAUAUGGAAACCUCGUAUAAUUAAAAAUCCCUAUUAUAAUGGCAUCUGGGUCCAGCCAGAAGUAGAUAACCCAGAAUACACUCCAGAUCCUAGUCUUUACAAAUAUUUCAAUAUUAGUGUUAUUGGCUUGGAAAUUUUACAGGGAAGAUCCGGUACAAUCUUUGAUAAUUUUCUUAUCACAAAUGAUGAAAAGUAUGCUGAAGAUGCUGGUAAUGAAAUGUGGGGAACCACAUAUGAAAGAGAAUGGAAGAGAAGAGAAAGACAAGAUACAGUAUAUAAAAAGAUAAAUGAUAAGGAGGAACCAAAAGGAAAGGAGGAUAAGAAAGAAAAAAAGCAAAAGGAUCCCAAUGUUAAAGAUGAGCUCUAAUGAACCAAAACCCAGUGCCUACUCAUCACUCUGUUUAUUUCUUAAUAAUUGUAUUUAUUUUCAAAUAUCUAUUAAUGAAUCUCAGAAAUGAAAUGGCAAUUAAAAAUUCCAGGCAUAUAAAUUGUUGUGCUAUUAGAUAGCUAAUGAUGGUGUAAGUAAUGCUAAGAACUGUUAGUGCGGUCCUAUACAGAAUUACUCCAGUCUAAGCCCAUUAUGCCGGCAAUUUGUACAAUGCAGGAAUAUAAAAUAUAGCACAGAGCCAUUGACUCAAUUCCGCAAUCACAUUCCCUGAUCUCCAGACCAGGGCUCAGGGAUCAGUAAUGUGAUUUGAGGUUUAAUUCUUCCACCUCAUGCACAAAUUUCUUUCCUAUUCAUGGUUUGUUGUAACCAUAAUUUAGUGUAAUCAUAUGCAUUAGAGCUAAUUACAGUUACAACUAAGCAGGAGUGCCCAAAACCUUGGUUUGCAAACACUUCAAAGUUAACAAGCCAAGAAACAUCAUAGCACACAGGUCUCCAACCUUUUUGAGCCUAUAGGCAGGGGUCAUUUCCUGCAGGAGCGCACAGGAGCGGA